AUGAAGUUCGGAUCCAGCAUCCUCCUCGCGGCCCUUGGGCUCUUCAACGCUGUCCGCGGCGAUGCCGUUCCCUGGGAACGUCUAUCCAAGAACGACUCGAUGCUCCUCAUCCUCGAUCUCCAAGUCGGCCUCUACCAAGUCGCCCGUGACUGGGAUCCCACCCUGUACCGCGAGAACGUCAUGGCGCACGCCGAGCUGGGCAAGGUCUUCGACCUCCCCGUUGUAAUGACCACAUCUGCACAGCAAGGUCCCAACGGCCCUCUGCCAAAGGAGAUCCUAGAGAUGUACCCCGACGCACCGCUGAUCAAGCGCCAGGGCGAGGUUGACGCCUGGGACAACGCCGACUUCCGCGCCGCCAUCAAAGCCACCGGCAAGAAACAAAUCAUCAUCGCAGGUAUCACGACCGACGUGUGCACCGCGUUCCUGGCCCUUUCCCUGCGCGCAGAAGGAUACUCCGUCUUUGCCAACAUCGAGGCUAGCGGCACGUACUCGCAGCUCGUCCGAGACACGGCGAAUUCCCGUAUGCAGCAAGCUGGCGUGCAGCUGGUUAGCAUGUUCGCUAUUGUCUGCGAUCUUAUGCGCGACUGGAGGAAUGUUCCUGGUGCGAAGGAGGUGCUGCCGUAUCUUGACAAGUAUCUGCCUGUGUAUGGGUAUAUUGCGAGGGGGCAUGCGGCGGCGAUUGCGAACGGGUCGGUUAUUCCGGGUGAGGCUGGGUUGAUCUAG
This is a messenger RNA of Didymosphaeria variabile, 723 nucleotides long. RefSeq lists its product as uncharacterized. Lineage: Eukaryota; Fungi; Ascomycota; Dothideomycetes; Pleosporales; Didymosphaeriaceae. The transcript has 4 exons. The coding region runs from base 1 to 723 and encodes 240 amino acids. The record is from RefSeq and is a predicted model, not a curated record.